This is a messenger RNA of Cavenderia fasciculata, 1386 nucleotides long. RefSeq lists its product as uncharacterized. Bases 1 to 1386 code for a protein of 461 amino acids. The transcript is spliced from 2 exons. The record is from RefSeq and is a predicted model, not a curated record. Lineage: Eukaryota; Evosea; Eumycetozoa; Acytosteliales; Cavenderiaceae.
AUGAAUCAACUACAGCAACAACAAUUAUCACAACAUUUAGAUCAAUUUAUACUCUGUCUAUUAUUAAAAGAAUGUGUAAUAGAUAAUAAUAUAGUUAGACAUGCAAAAGAAAUAGUAUUAUUGUCAAGUGUUUGCAAGAGAUGGUUAAACACGAUCAAGAUUGAUUUGAGUAGAUUAGACUCCAAAUCCGAUUUUCUGGAAUUUAUUCGAUUAAAUAAUCGUUCAAAAGUCAUUCAAGAGUAUAGGAGGAUGAUUGAACACCCACAGAGUCUAUGUGGUCAACCAACCGAUUUUGUAUGUCGUCUUUUACCAACACUCGUCAAAACGGUCGAUUAUCUCGAAAGAGAUAGAUCAUUUGCUACAUUAUUUACGUCAUCGAUACGGUCAUUGACCAUUCUCAACUGUGAAGAAUACCAUAAUGUCAACAAAAGAUUAUUGUCUUUGCCAAUGCCAUCGUUGGAGUGUUUGGUCGUCCAAGAAAGUCGUAAAAAGAAUCCAACCAAAUACUGUUGUUUUCAAUCAUUAUUUGGAACCGAUCUAAUAUUGAAUUCACCAAUACUGGAAAAUGUAAAGAAACUUGUACUUUUUUGGUUUGUUUCAAACAAGGAAGAAGAAGAAGGAGUGUGGUUAAAAGUAUUUAAGAGAAUGACAUCACUUGAAUCAUUACACAUUUUUGGAAGUUCCUCCAAUUCUGUUCAAAAUGUUACACCUAGAUGUAUAGUAACAACUAUUCUAUCGGGAUUGGUAUUCCUACCUAAUUUGAUUCAUUUGGAUAUUAGACAAUUACCAAAGGAAAUCAAUUUUGAUCAAUUAGGAAUUGAUUCUACGUUUAAACUUCCAAAAAGUCUAACAAACAUAAAGAUAGAUACUAAAAUUGGUAAAACAGAUUCAUUUAAAUCAUUGGUUCAACAAUAUUCAAAACAACUUAAACAACUACAUGAUUUUCACCUCGACCAAGAUUGGAUCAAGAUAUUUCCACUCACAACAUUGACUAGCUUAACAUUUGCAAUUCAAAGUGUACCUAAUAGAACACCAAUAUUUCCACCAACUAUAGAAUAUCUAAAUAUUGUAGAAGAUACAGAUGGAAUACCUAAUGUUAUAGAUUUUAAUGAAUGGAAAUUAGAUCAAUUACCAAGAUUAGAAAAGUUGGUUUUUAAACCAUGUUCUGAACAAUCUGUAAAAGAAUGGAUUCAUUUCUUUGUCAAGUUAAUCCAAGGUUCAUCAAGUCUUAGGAUAUUAAACGGAGAGUUGAGCAACAAAGAAUAUAUAGAAAGUGAUUUCUUUAUUCUUUUUAAUUGCAUUUCUAAAAGUCCAACAUUCAAACAAUACACUCAAAGAAUGGCUCCUUGGGAUAGAAAUUAUGAAAUAGAAUCCAUAUUUAAAUAG